AUGGACUCCCACGAAGCGCAGGGCUAUGCGCACGGCGACCAAAAUGCCCAGGACCGCAAUCCUCAUGCCUCCAGCUCCCAAUGGCGUCAUCAAGAGUCGCGAGCCUUCGCCAAGUACGAGGCCGAGAGAGCCCAGCCCCAGGCACCAUCCCGCCACCACCAUCACCCCUCAAUAGCGCGGGAAGCAGACGCACGCGGCAAUGUGAACGACCUGGCCGAUUUCCUCAACAAGUCGCGUAUCUCUCCCAAGGAGGCUGACACUCGCCCUCCUACCGAACCAAAGUUCAAGCCUGUGGUGCUGGGCGCUACAGAAGCGAGGGAGGUUCUCAAUGGCGAAAAACACGUGGCCGACGCAUUGGCUCCGGAGAGUGUACCCAACGACAAGGAGGUCGCGGUAGGACCCUUGCUCAAUUAUCGCCGCAUGGAGGGAAAUCAAUGGGUUGGCAGUGUCCUGGUUGUGACCCGCGGGGGCGGCAGAGAACAGUCCUAUAGGCCAAGCUUAUUCUUGAGAAAGGCUGCUAUGGUCAGUAUGAGCAAUGGCAAUGGCGCCGCCAAUGGUCACAGCAGUGGAUCCAGAGUCAGUGAAAGUCAAGGUAUCUGUCUUUAUUCGGACUGGCGCAACACUUUCUGGAGGUUCGAUUUGCACCUGGAGAUGGAACCCUAUGAAACCAAGUGGGAAUAUUGGCUGUCGGAUUACCUUGUCUUUGCUAGCAACACAAAGCCAAAAGUGAAUGCCUUCUUCGUGCCCGCGAUCACGGAAUCGAUGAGAAUCAUGUUCCACUCCUGCAACGGGUUCAGUGUCGGUACAGACGAGGAGGACUGGAGCGGCGCGUGUUUGUGGAACGACGUUAUGAGACGCCAUCAAGAGGCACCGUUCCAUGUGAUGAUCGGUGGCGGCGAUCAGAUCUAUAACGACGGCGUUCGAGUCUCAGGGCCUCUUCGCACAUGGACCAGUAUCAGCAGCCCCAAGAAACGGAGAAACUUUCCAUUCCCCGAAAGUCUCCGCGCCGAGUGUGACGACUACUAUUUGAACAAUUAUAUUCGGUGGUAUGGGACGGAGCCAUUUGCAGGUGCGAACGGUCAGAUUCCUCAGCUAAACAUUUGGGACGAUCAUGAUAUUAUCGAUGGGUUUGGAUCUUAUGUGGACGACUUUAUGAAAUGCGAUGUCUUCCGAGGAAUUGGCGGCAUUGCCCACAAGUACUACAUGCUUUUCCAGCACCAUCUGCCACCUCCAGCUUCGACAUAUACCUCGGACACCACGUCCCAAGCUCAAGAUGAAGCGGGUCAGGGGAUUGACCCCAAUCAAAUGAUCGCGGCUUACGUACACCCAGCUAUGACAGAACCUAACUACAUUGUUGGAUCCUCUCCCGGUCCUUACGUUGCGGAACAUUCACACAAUAUGUUUACAAAGUUGGGCGCUCGCAUAGCAUUUUUGGGUAUCGACGCUCGAACAGAACGCACGAGACAUCAAGUCAACUACCCUGAGACAUAUGAGGCCAUAUUUUCCCGCUUGAGGCAAGAGCUUAGCCAUGCCAUACAAACCGAGAAACCAUUCAAGCACUUGAUUCUUCUUUUGGGGAUUCCCAUUGCAUACCCUCGCUUGACAUGGCUUGAGAAUAUUUUUGCCAGCCCCUUGAUGGGUCCAGUAAAGCUGCUGAACAGGCGCGUGGGCUUUGGUGGCAGCUUCUUCAACUCCUUUGAUGGAAGUGUUGAUCUGCUAGACGAUCUCGACGAUCACUAUACAGCCAGAACCCACAAGCGCGAACGCAACGGUCUGAUCCUCAAACUGCAACAGAUCGCCGCCGAGUUCUCGGUGCGCGUUACCAUCCUAGGCGGCGACGUGCAUCUGGCAGCACUAGGAAGGUUCUACUCGAACCCCAAGCUCAACAUUCCACUGGAAGAAGACUACCGUUACAUUGUUAACGUCAUUUCCUCCGCCAUCGUGAACAAGCCGCCCCCAGCGGCCGUUGCCAACCUGCUGGCGCGCCGAAACAGAAUUCACCACCUCGACCACGACACCGAUGAGACGCUCCUGAAGAUCUUCGACAAAGACCCCGGCGACAGCACCAAGACAGCCAAGCACAACCAGGUCACCAUGCCCAGCCGCAACUUUGCCGUCAUCACCGAGAACUCGCCCAACAACGGGACUCAUCUUCAAAAUGGUCAUGACUUCCACACUUCCUCUCCUCCCCCACAGUCCACCCCCGGCGAAACCUUCCCCGGCCACAAAGACGGCCGCUACGCGCUCGGUAAGGGUGAGGUCAGCGCCGGCACCAAGCACAAGGCCGCCGACCCUGCCGAGCAUGGCACGGGAAGCGACGGUAGUCUAGAUGUGUGCAUCCGCAUCGAGAUCGACCAGCAUAACCCGGAGGGACGUACGGAGGGUUAUGGAUUGACGAUUCCGACGCUGAGCUACAAAGGCCCGAGACCGCCAACGAUUGCGCCGCCGCCGGGCAGCGCGGGGAGUAGUGGGUCGAGAGGCACGGGUGGCACAGGAGGGUCGGAUGUGCCAGAGGUGCCGGAGAUCCCAGCGGGGGUGAGGUGACGUGAGAGGUGAGAGGUGACGUGAGGAUGACGGAUGAAUGAAUGAAUGAGAUUUUCGCAUUC
Messenger RNA from Neurospora tetrasperma FGSC 2508, 2606 nucleotides. RefSeq lists its product as uncharacterized. The record is from RefSeq and is a predicted model, not a curated record. The coding region runs from base 1 to 2544 and encodes 847 amino acids. Gene Ontology annotation, cellular component: membrane. The transcript has 6 exons. NCBI's taxonomy places the organism in Eukaryota, Fungi, Ascomycota, Sordariomycetes, Sordariales, Sordariaceae.